Molecule: messenger RNA, 3416 nt
Organism: Paralichthys olivaceus (Japanese flounder)
Lineage: Eukaryota; Metazoa; Chordata; Actinopteri; Pleuronectiformes; Paralichthyidae
Gene: cep126
Product: centrosomal protein 126
Biological process (GO): cytoplasmic microtubule organization; mitotic spindle organization; non-motile cilium assembly
Cellular component (GO): midbody; centrosome; ciliary base
Source: RefSeq, a predicted model, not a curated record
UGGUUACGUGACUUUACCAUGAUCACCAGUUCAACGAGAUAGUGACGGAAAACACCGGCUGAGCUUUUCUCGCGUUUCCAAUCGAGCGCAGAGACUUUGAGGGUCAUCGGGAGAAGUUACCGAGAACGCACUUCCGUGUUGGUCUCCACGGUAAACAUGGAUGAAUGAGUUAGCAUCGUUAGCACGGAGCUCCGCCGACGUUAGCUUCAGAGGGACCCGAAGCUCGGAGCCUCACCGGCGGGCUGAAGCUGCCUGAGAGCCCGGCGUCAGCCAGCGGAGGAUGAGGCUUCCUCACGACAACUUCUUCUACCACUCAAAUACAAGUUUCGGAGUUGCUGGCGACCUCCAUGAUGAGAAAAAACUUAUGGCCGAGGAGCAGAAACUCUGCCGAGCCCGAGCUCGCAAGUUUUCCCUGGAGACCAAACGACGCAGGAAGGCGCUGGAGGAAAGACAGAAGACGAGGGACGAGCAGGAGAAGCGGGAGAGGGAGAAGAUCCUGCAGCAACGCAGAGAGAGAGUGCAGGAUGCGACCGAGCGCUUCCAAAGAGGCCACCUACCUCCUUCUCAAAGACGAAGACGAACUUUUACAAGAGACGUUCCAAAUAUUGACGAUUUCCUCAGUCAACUUCAAGGCCCUUUGAGUUGUUACACCCAGCAGUCGUCAUACCUGUCCGGAAACUCCAACAUUAACAGAAGCUGCACUCCCUCUCCUCAAUCCUCCCAUAGCCACUCUCUUUUUGUUGUGGAGGCCCACACCAAAACAUUUCUGGAGCAGAGGAUGGCUUUCUCCAAGAACCUCGGAGAAAAUGAGACGACACAAGAGAAGCAACAAAAUCACAGUCCACAGGACAGCCACGUGUCUGACAGCUGUAACUCCAGUAGGGACAGUUUGGAGAAUGAGGACCACAACCAUGGCGGAAAUAAUCUGUGGUGUUCCCACUUUUACUUACUUGACUCAGAAAAGCCGCGGCAUGCAUCAGACCGAACUUCAUCAGCAAUGCGGCUCCUGGAUGGAAAAUUCACCCAAUCAGAAAAGCAGCAGGAGCCACAGCAGAAAAAGCCAAAUGACUCAGAGGGUCCUAACAAUAAGAUGCACAUUGUCAACGCUUCCUGGGGGUUCACAUCUGAGCAGACGCAGAAAACGGAGACACAACCUGCAGUGAACAGCGACAAUUUAUCAUCAUCAUGUGAAAUUAGUAGCACUGACCCAGAGCACUUUGAGACCAACUCCACACGCAACUAUCCCAAAGACAACAUUAAUUUUACAGUUACGCUCGACAGCACAGCACUUGACUCAUCAUGUCCAAAACAAGAGGCUCUGUUGGAUCUUAGACAGCAGCGAGUCCACGAUGACAGACAGUUAAUACAUCCGUCAGCUACAGAGAUUCUUCUGCCUGCCAAAAAUGGCAACAGCAGAGAGAUUUUGUUUGGGGCUCCCCUAAAGCCAAAUAUUUUCCUAAAUGAAAGCAACACAGAUAACUCCUCACAAGUGGGAACGCUUCAGCACAUAGGAAAAGAAACCCAGCAUCUUUCAUCCCAAAAAGAGCCCAGCGCUUCCAUUAUUAACCUCAAUGCCUUUUCAAACCUGGAGCCGACAACUGAGAAGCCCGUGCUGCAACAUGCACGCCUGUCAGACAUUCAGUCAGACACCCUCAAAUGCUUCAAGCGUCCCGAGGAGGACGAAGAAAAGUUGCCUCUCUCAGUCGUCAGAUUAAUUAAAGGGAUUCUUAAAAAGCCGUCCAGAUACAUGUCAACUGAUGCUGCAUGUGGGUACAGUUCAGGGCAAGGGAUUUUUGCAGAACAAGUAGCUUUAGCGAUCAAAGAUAGUGUUGAAUUGACCCGGGCAAAGACGAAGGAUGUGAGGAGCAGUGCUAUCAAAAAGAGGGUGCGUUGGUUUGAUGAGGUUCACGAGGAAAAAGAGCAGAUCAAAUCGAAGUCUUCCAUCCUCUCUCAGUCAAAGAAAAAACCAGAAGACCACAAGCAAGGUCUUACUACAGUCUCAGGGGCUUCCAAGCCUGGACCCAACGUGACCCCUGCAGCCUCCACUGGUUAUCACUUUACAAAGCAAGCGUGGGCAGAUGUUGGGGUUCAAGUCAGUUUAUCCCAGGAAAGAGCAGACGAGGUCAAGGUGCUGCAGAGCGCCACCAGGUCCAUUGGCCCCAAGGCCCCUUGGAGAGAGCUCCCUGCCCGAGCCAGAGCGGGUCCUGUUUCCUCACGGAGUAGAAAGGGCACCGUCAUACGACCUCAAUCUGCCACCGAGGUGAAUCGGAUUGCCAAAACCCAAGGGAGGAUCAUGGUGCCCCGCCCACCUCCCCGGAUGGAAGCGGUGGAAGAGAAGAUGGCGUAUGUCACCAAGACUCCAUAUGGCAUGGAUCACACAUGUAGUGUCAACAGUAAACAAGCUGUGGCUGGAGAGCAGGCCCUGCACAAGGACGCCUCAGGAGGCUCACCGUACACACAUCAUGUAAUCAGAACAGAUAGCAGUGUUAUGCACACAGCACUGCCCCCCUCGCACACAUGCCCCGUCUCAGAGGGCAAUGAGAAGAGCAAGCUCAGCUCAGGUCACCAGGAAACUCAGGGCUGCGGGAGAAGAAGAGGGACGGUGUCCAAUGAAAGGGGCCUCUGUUUAGACUGCACUCCCACAGAUGAGGAGAUCUCACAGCUCUGGCACGGUGUCCGCAGCGCCUUAGUCAUCAAGGACGCAAAAGCCGUUCUUAGAUGCAAGGCGCCGGAAAGUGGGCGGGCUGCGAGGAAACCCUGCUCGGAGCAGAGCAGACAGUCUCCUGGCUCAGGGAACAGGAGGCCUCCUCCUCAGCCCUUUCAGCCAUCAAAUCAGUCAACGGAGCCAGGCAGAUUGUUUUCCAAUCCGUGCGACGUGGCCUUGACUCAUGAAGGAGUGGGGAGUGCAGCCCAGUUACACCUGGCUGAAGUACACGCUCUGGGCCGACUGGAAGAAAGAGAUGUUGUAGCUGCCAUGGAAACCGCCCAAACACAGAGUCCUGGAGCAAUGCAGCAGCAGCAACACAAGAGCCUCACCACCAUCUCCCUGGAGGAGCAGAAGAUCCUCCUCUCGCUGGAAAAACUUAACCACCAGCUGCACUGUGUGAAGAAACACGCUGGGAGCAACUCUGGCAUGCAAGGCCUCAUGCUUAUGGAUGCAGCCUCUACUAGGGAAAUGAAAGUGACAAACCGCCACAAGCUCCGUGCAUCCUCGGCUAACAACCACGCUCGGAACCUGAAGAAAUCCUGAAUGAAAGCAUGUUAGGUUCAGAGCAUUCUUCACUCCCAUCAGUGCAUUACUCCCUGAGUCAAGCACUUUAUUGCCUUGUAAAAUAGAUGUAGCCUCUUUUAAAAAUGAAAGUGCCUUCUGGAGUAUCUGCUAAGAUAUAAAACACAGUGGACUGUAGAUAAUUAAA